AUGUAUCGAAGCAUCCGAGCCGUCUCUCGAGGCGCCAACUCGGCCUCGCAGGUCGCUUCCACCUCGCAGCUCCCCAUCGCAGCUCGCACUCUCCACACAAAGUCGGCGACCGCCUCGUUGAAGUCCAACAGCCUCGCGACAACCGGUAGCCAGCUCUUCCGCUCCCGCUUCUCCACCUCUGCGCUCCUCAAGGCUCCCGCUUCCACCCGCGUGGCCGGCGCUGCUGUCAAGGACAUCGAGCCAGCUGCGACAGGUCUCCAGAAAUGGAGCAAGUACCUCCCCAAGGUCGAGCGCUCCGACGUCAAGAAGGUUGUCCUCGUCGGCUCCGGCGGUCUAUCCAUCGGCCAGGCCGGUGAGUUUGACUACUCGGGCUCGCAGGCCAUCAAGGCGCUCAAAGAAUCCGGUAUCGAGACCAUCCUCGUCAACCCCAACAUCGCAACCAUCCAGACCUCGCAUCAGCUUGCAGACCAGAUCUACUUCCUCCCCAUCUCUCCCGAAUACGUAGCCUACGUCCUCGAAAAGGAACGUCCCGAUGGUGUCCUCCUCACCUUCGGCGGUCAGAGUGCCCUCAACGUCGGUGUCAAGCUCGACGAGAUGGGCGUCUUUGACCGUCUCGGCAUCAAGGUGCUCGGCUCCCAGGUCGAUGUCCUCCGAAUGUGCGAGGACCGUGACCUCUUCGUGCAAGCCCUCGACCAGAUCAACAUCCCCGUCGCCAAGUCCGAAGCCGUCUCCACCGUGCCUCAGGCGCUCAAGGCCGCUGCCGAGAUCGGCUACCCGGUCAUCGUUCGUGCCGCCUACGCCCUCGGUGGUCUCGGAUCCGGUUUCGCUGACAACGAGGACGAGCUGCGUGACCUUUCCGCCCGUUCGCUCUCGCUCAGCCCUCAGAUCCUGGUCGAGAAGUCGCUCAAGGGCUGGAAGGAGUCCGAGUACGAGGUGCUGCGUGACCAGGAGGACAACGCCAUCAUCUGCUGCAACAUGGAGAACUUUGACCCGUUGGGCGUUCACACCGGUGAUUCUAUCGUCGUCGCUCCCUCCCAGACCAUGUCGGACGACAACUACCACAUGCUCCGUUCCGCCGCCCUCAAGGUCAUUCGUCAUCUCGGUAUCGUCGGAGAGUGCAACAUCCAGUACGCACUCAGCCCCGACAGCCGUGAGUACCGUGUCAUAGAGGUCAACCCUCGUCUGUCGCGUUCCUCGGCUCUCGCCUCCAAGGCAACCGGAUACCCGCUCGCCUACACCGCCGCCAAGCUCGCUCUCGGAUACACCCUCCCCGAGCUGCCCAACUACGUCACGAAGAGCACUACCGCCUGCUUCGAGCCUGCACUCGACUACAUUGUCACCAAGAUCCCCAAGUGGGACUUGAGCAAGUUUCAGCACGUCAACCGUGAGAUCGGAUCCGCCAUGAAGUCGGUCGGUGAGGUCAUGUCCGUCGGCCGAACCUUUGAGGAAUCGCUCCAAAAGGCCAUCCGACAGGUUGCCCCUGCCUACGACGGCUUCGACGCCUACAUCGUGCCCGAGGAUCUCGACCAAGCCCUCGCUGUGCCCACCGACACGCGUCUGUUUGCCAUCGCCUACGCCAUGCUCGUCAAGAACUACGACGUCGAGAAGCUCCACGAGCUGACCAAGAUCGACAGGUUCUUCCUCUACAAGCUCGACAACAUCGUCACCAUCAACCGCCAGCUCGAGAAGCUCGGCUCGCUCUCCGCCGUCGACAAGGAGCUCAUGAAGCUCGCCAAGCAGCGUGGUUUCUCUGACCGACAGAUCGCCAAGCUCACCAACUCGAAGGAGCACGAGGUUCGCGCUCACCGCAAGGCGUUCGGUCUCACCCCCUUCGUCAAGCGUAUCGACACGGUCGCCGCCGAGUACCCUGCUCAGACCAACUACCUCUACACCACCUACAACGCCACCACCCACGACGUUGAGUUCGACAACGACGGUACCAUGGUGCUCGGUUCCGGUGUGUACCGUAUCGGAAGCUCGGUCGAGUUUGAUUGGUGCGCCGUCACCUGCGCCCGAAAGGUGCGUGGCAUGGGUCACAAGACCAUCAUGAUCAACUACAACCCCGAGACCGUCUCGACCGACUUCGACGAGGCCGACCGACUCUACUUUGAGGAGCUCGGCUUCGAGCGUGUCAUGGACAUUUACGAGCUCGAGGGCGCCACUGGUGUGGUUGUCAGUGUCGGUGGACAGUUGCCACAGAACAUCGCCUUGCGACUCAAGGACACUGGUGUCAAUGUUCUCGGAACCGACCCAUUGAUGAUCGACUCUGCUGAGGACAGGCACAAGUUCUCGCAGAUCUUGGACAACGUCGGUAUCGACCAGCCCGAGUGGACCGAGGCGACGUCGGUGGAGAAGGCAAAGGAGUUCGCUGCCAAGGUGUCGUACCCCGUUCUCGUACGACCUUCUUACGUGCUCUCCGGAGCAGCGAUGAACGUGAUCUGGGACGAAUCCACCCUCGAGCACCACCUGACUGCUGCAGCCGAGGUCAACACCGACUACCCCGUCGUCAUCACGAAAUUCAUCGAUAAUGCGCAGGAGAUCGACGUCGACGCCGUCGCUUACAAGGGCGAACUCCUCGUCCACGCCGUUUCCGAACACGUCGAGAACGCAGGUGUCCACUCCGGAGACGCAACGCUGGUGCUCCCGCCCUUCUCGCUGGAUCCCAACGAUCUCUCGCGUCUCAAAGUGAUCGCACAAAAGGUCGCAAAGGCGUUCAACAUCUCUGGUCCGUUCAACAUGCAGAUCAUCCGCAAGCCCACUGAGUCGGGUGAGACCGAGGCGGCCCUCAAGGUGAUCGAAUGCAACCUGCGUGCCUCCCGAUCGUUCCCCUUCGUAUCGAAGGUCUUGGGCGUCAACUUUAUCGACAUUGCGACCAACGCGAUCGUGGGUAAGGAUGUGCCGGAGCCGGUGGAUCUGAUGGCGCAAGAGAGGGACUACGUGGCGAUCAAGGUGCCGCAAUUUUCGUGGACUAGGUUGGCGGGUGCGGACCCGUACUUGGGCGUCGAGAUGGCGUCUACGGGUGAGGUGGCGAGUUUCGGCAAGGAUCUGUACGAAGCCGCCUGGGCGAGCAUUGCCAGUCAGACGGCAUUCCGCGUUCCGCAAGCCAACACGGGAGUUCUUAUGGGUGGCGACGUCACCAAGCCUCAAUUCGCCCGUAUCGCCAAGAAGCUCUUUGACCUAGGCUUCAAGCUGUACUGCUCCGACCCCGAGGUCGAGACCUUCAUCAACUCGCUCGAGGAUGUGCGCGCAAAACGCAUUCGCUUCCCCGUCAAGGACAAGCGCAAACUCCGCGAGGUCUUUGACGAGCACGAGAUCAACUUUGUCGUCAACCUCGCCAAGUUCCGCGGCCGCGAUCUGCUGGAUCAGGACUACGUGGCUAGGCGCAACGCGGUGGAUUUCGGCAUCCCGCUGUUGAACGAGGCUAGGAGCGCGGAGCUGUUCGUGGAUGCGCUGGCGGCUAGGAUGCCACACGGCUGUCUGAGGGGCUACGAGGAGGGGAAGAUCCCGAGCGAGGUCAAGCCCUGGAAGUACUUUGUCAAGGAGGAGGCGCAGGCAGCGCACAAGUAA
Molecule: messenger RNA, 3567 nt
Organism: Pseudozyma hubeiensis SY62
Lineage: Eukaryota; Fungi; Basidiomycota; Ustilaginomycetes; Ustilaginales; Ustilaginaceae
Product: carbamoyl-phosphate synthase large subunit
Exons: 1
Coding region: 1-3567 (1188 amino acids)
Biological process (GO): 'de novo' pyrimidine nucleobase biosynthetic process; L-citrulline biosynthetic process; UTP biosynthetic process
Cellular component (GO): cytosol; cytoplasm
Molecular function (GO): metal ion binding; dihydroorotase activity; ATP binding
Source: RefSeq, a predicted model, not a curated record